Molecule: messenger RNA, 336 nt
Organism: Cooperia oncophora
Lineage: Eukaryota; Metazoa; Nematoda; Chromadorea; Rhabditida; Trichostrongylidae
Source: the annotation of a GenBank genome assembly
AUGAAUCCUAUUUCGUUCCCAACCACUCUGUCCGAAGAAGAACAUGCACUGAAGGAAAUGCAUGAGAAACUGAAACUGAUGCGACGUCUCUUAGCAGAGCGUAAAAGUGCGGCCGCUGGAGAAGUGUCUACCAUCGAAAAGAACAGAGUUAGGAAGUCCGUGGAAGAUGCCGCUUUUGCAACAGAAGAGCUCAAGAGGAAGGUCAUCGCUGGUGCGAUAACUGUCAAAAAAGUCAGCGAGAAGCACACAUUCAAACGAGCUAAAGUUGAGAAGAAAGCUCGUUCGACCAGCGUUUGUGAAGAGGGCGAGAUCGACGUGAGUUUAUCCAGUAUCUGA